Messenger RNA from Xyrauchen texanus (razorback sucker), 2964 nucleotides. Its product is annotated as Golgi phosphoprotein 3-like. Gene Ontology annotation, biological process: Golgi organization; Golgi vesicle budding; Golgi to plasma membrane protein transport. Lineage: Eukaryota; Metazoa; Chordata; Actinopteri; Cypriniformes; Catostomidae. The record is from RefSeq and is a predicted model, not a curated record. The transcript is spliced from 4 exons. Gene Ontology annotation, molecular function: phosphatidylinositol-4-phosphate binding. The coding region runs from base 187 to 1068 and encodes 293 amino acids. Gene Ontology annotation, cellular component: cytosol; trans-Golgi network; Golgi cisterna.
CUAAGGAGAUAAGUGUGGAAGUGGAGGAGCGUCCCGGAUGCAUAUAAACAUCCACGUCAACAGAAAGUAUAUUAAUGAAACCGUUAUAAGGACCAAGAGGAGCGUAAAUAUAGUCAUUGUUGGCGCCGGUUAAUGUGGAAUUGAAAGGCUGCUCAACACGCUGGUGUUUUUAGGCUUAUGUAAACAAUGACUUCCCUGACACAGAGAAACUCGGGCCUGGUGCAGAGACGGACCGAGGCCUCGCGUACCGCCGCAGAUAAGGAGAGGGGCCCCGGGGAGGAUGAGUACGACUCCUUCCGCGGAGAGGAGGAAGAGGAGGACGACAAGGGAGACUCCAAAGAAACACGACUAACUUUGAUGGAAGAGGUGCUGCUGCUUGGGCUGAAGGAUCGAGAGGGUUACACGUCGUUUUGGAAUGAUUGCAUUUCAUCAGGACUGAGGGGUUGUAUGCUUAUUGAGCUGGCAUUAAGGGGACGUCUGCAAUUGGAGGCAUCUGGAAUGAGGAGGAAAAGCCUGUUGACCAGAAAGGUUAUAUGUAAAUCUGAUACCCCCACUGGAGACAUGAUGCUGGAUGAGGCAUUGAAACAUAUUAAAGAGACCCAGCCACCAGAGACAGUCCAGAGCUGGAUUGAAUUGCUAAGUGGUGAAACAUGGAAUCCGUUGAAGCUGCACUACCAGUUGCGAAAUGUGCGAGAGCGCUUGGCUAAGAACUUGGUGGAAAAGGGCGUUCUCACCACUGAGAAACAAAACUUCCUGCUUUUUGACAUGACCACCCACCCACUCACUAACAACACGAUCAAGCAGCGGCUGGUGCGCAAGGUCCAGGAAGCUGUCCUGGAGAAGUGGGUCAAUGAGCCCCAACGAAUGGAUAAGCGCCUGCUGGCUCUGCUGUUCCUUGCACAUUCCUCUGAUGUUCUAGAAAAUGCCUUUGCUCCUCUUCUGGAUGACCAGUAUGAUCUGGCCACGAAGAGGGUGCGGUUGCUUCUGGAUCUCGACCCCGAGGGUGAGGCUGCCAAGUCAGGCGCCAACGAGCUGCUUUGGGCAGUGGUGGCUGCUUUCACCAAAUGAACCUUCAGAGUAGAGGGAUAAAGGGACUCAACUUUGUGCUCAUGGCAUUGAACUCCGACCACUGGCCCUAAGCUUGGUUAAUUAGGAAUAAAAUUGGUUAUGGCAAUGAUUGAAAUACAAAUUAAAAAGGAGAUUAUGAUGAUGCUGAUUGCGAUGAGGACACAUUGGAAUGGACAGCUUUUCUCAUACUCCCGGAUUUGUCUUUGACCUUCAUAAAGAUGUUGCUGCCUUUACAUGGCCAAUAGUUUCUACAUGAUUGCAAUUCACUGUGAGGUUUCUUGUAGUUCAUGCACUUAGAUCAUAAACCGAGUUCAUGUAAGAACAACACUGAGUGUGUUGAAGGAGGUGGUUAGUAAAGAGUCUUUUGGCCCUGUACUUGACCAUGCCAUGACUCUAAUUGUUAUCCUGAUCCUGGUAGAAUUCUACAAUAAUCUCACUCUCCAUUUAUCUUUGAAUAAUGAGAUCAGCCACUACUUCAGAAUACCCAGGCAUGAUGAUCCGUGGCCUCUCCUUGACAUGGUUAAGAAAUGAAAAGAUCCUGUUUCACUUUCUUUUCCGUAUUCAUCAGGAAAUGUUCUAUGACCCUUUUGCUAUCUGAAAUGGGGAAGAUCUUGAGUUGAAAGAAAAUAAAUAAUUUCACAUUUCAAAAGACUGUAAUGGAAGCAUCUGUUUGUCUCCAGAGCUUGUAUCAUGAAUGCUUCUUUGCAAUUCUUCUUUCCAGAAUUUAUUUCUACUCUUCAAGAAUGCUCAAAGAAAACAAUGUUCUAAUGUGUGCUAAUUACCAGUUUUAAUUCAAAGACAUUUGCCUGGUGUUUCAUGUAUCGAAUGACUAUAUCUUCAAAUCAUUGAUCGAUUGACAGCCUUUUUGUUUUGUCCAACUUAUCAGGAAAUCCAGUUAAUCUCUCCAGUUUGGGUCAUGUUGCGAAAGCUAUUGGGUUUCUUACAAGUUUGUGACAAUUUGUGGAUGUGGUUAUAUACCCUUAGAUGUUCACACCUAAAUAAUUUUGACCGUAUGUGCUUGUUUUCUUUUAUUGUUUUUCUAUGUAAACAUGCGCUAGAUGGACUUUUUUGACCAUUGCACCUUGUCCCACUGUUUUGUAGCGUAUUGCUUUAGGAGCACCAUGUUUUAGACACCGUGUCAAGUUAGAACUUCAGCUUUUAAAAAUGUGUCAAGACACCUGCAUUCUGCUCUAUUAGUAGCUUUUUAGCACAAGAACGUUUUCAUUCUGAAUGGCCCCUAAAUGCUUAGACAUUCUCUUUGCAAGUAUGUGAACACAGAGGCUUCUAUCAACACAAGCUUGAUUUCAUGUGUUGUUGCAUUCCAAGAAUGUGUUAGAGCGCAAACAUAAUGAAAUAUGUUAUAUCUGCCACAGGGGUGCUAUAGUGAGAUUAGUGUAAACUGUCCACUUCUAUGUUGAGAUUUCUCUUUCAAGUCAACUAAUGUCAUGGAGGUGUGGAUAUUGAAUAUCGCAGAGCAUGUCAGGUAAAAACAAUAUAUUUAUAGCAAUUUACAAGAAUGAUAACACAUCACGCUCAGACUUUUGAAGGUAACUCUUAACGGCUCCUUGAGAACUGAGGUUUGUUCCCGCCUCAGUAAUACUAGAAUGCACAUUAAGCUUGUUUAGCCAGACUGCAUUCUGACAAUGCGGUGGUCAAGCACUCGCAUCUGCAUUCACAUACUCAUGUAAAGUAUGUUUUGGCCUUAGUAUGCCACAAGGCAACUUUGCCCUCUCUUAUAUUUCGCAAGCCCAACUUCAAGACAUUAGUUGCGUCUCUUAUUUUUCAAGAAUUGCCAGUCAAACACUAGUAGUUUUUGCAGUGGCCCAAUAUAAUGGAAGGCUUGUGUUAUUGAAGCCUUUCUAUUUUCACCACCAUUUAUGUAACCGUCUCUUUACA